CAGCCAGCGAGCCAGUCACUGCAACCACUGCUGCUGCUGUUGAGAUCCAUAUCUCCAAUAGAUAUCAAUUGCCAUUCAAGAGCCAAGCACGACCAUGGCGGCCACCGACCAUCGCAAGUCAGUUCUUAUUACCGGCUGUAGUCAGGGUGGAAUCGGCCACGCCCUUGCUCUGGCCUUCCAUGCUCGAGGACUCCGGGUCUUUGCCACGGCUCGAACCACGGGCCAAAUCGUCGACCUGGCGGAGAAAGGGAUUGAGACUUUAUCUCUGGUGGUUGACGACGACGACUCGAUCCUCUCCUGCUUCAGAAGCGUCGAGCAAUUGACCGACGGCCGUGGGCUUGACUAUCUCGUCAACAACGCCGGUGUCUCAUACGUGAUGCCCGCUUUGGACAUCAAGAUCGACGAAGCCAAAAAGAUCUUCGACGUCAAUCUCUUCGCCGUCAUGCGCAUGUGCCAGGUUUUCUCGCCUCUCCUCGUCAAGGCCCACGGCACGAUAGUCAUGAUCGGGAGCUUGGCGGGUGUGAUCCCCUAUGUCUUUGGCGGCGUAUACAAUGCCUCGAAGGCGGCACUGCAUGCCUAUGCCAACACGUUGCGCGUGGAGCUCGCCCCCUUUGACGUCAAAGUCAUCACAAUUGUCACCGGCGGCGUCAAGUCUCGCAUCGCCUCUCACGUCAAGCGCGUCUUGCCCGAAGACAGCCUCUACGCCCCUCUCGAGGAGAACUACCUGAGACGCCAGGGCCACUCCCAAGAGGGAGCCAUGCCGACUGCGGCGUAUGCGGAGAGUGUCGUCAGACAAGUCCUCCCUGGCGCCGGGCCGUGGCCCUGGAGGUGGUUGUUGAGGGAUGGUAGGAGGAACUGGAUCUGGGAGGGAAACAAAAGCUGGCUGGUGUACUUCCUUUCCGGUGGGUAUAACUGGACCGCCUUCUUCGACCGGUAUAUGACCUGGCUGUUCCAACUCCGGAGGCUGAAGCGGAAGGAGAUCUGAAUUCCCAAAGCGUGGUUCGAAGCCGGUCUGCCCGGCUUACGAUCACACAUCUGUGAUGACCAAGGUCACCUCAAGCUUUCCCACGAGACCCAGCCGUGCUGCACAGCGUCAAACCAGCAGAACCAUCGACUCCUCAACUCAAAAGAUCUCACCGAGCGACUGCUAGGACAAUAUACCGAGGCAACACACGACGUUCGCGAUCGACCGUAUAAGCUUAUCGACACUAAAUGUUGUCCCAGACCCUGAACCUCAGAGAGACCUCAAAGCAGCUUCAUCCCAAUCACGGAUCUGGCUUUCGAGCUUGGAGACAAGACAACAUGGCAUCGGACAAUUGUCCGUCAUGCUCUUCUGCCGGCCGUGUGAGGUGCCAAAAAGAGCUGAUAUCAUCUGCAGGUUUGGGAGCUUGAAGACCUGCACCUGGCAGGUAGAGAUUACGGGGUGGUUGAAGUGGAUUGCUGCCACUCACAUCGCUUGGAAGGACGCGACAUGGUAUAUAGAGACUCUUUGGAAGCAAUGAAUUACCAUCAAUGUUCUGCUUUCGUUACAAUGCUGAAGAAGCC
This is a messenger RNA of Cladophialophora immunda, 1545 nucleotides long. RefSeq lists its product as uncharacterized. The record is from RefSeq and is a predicted model, not a curated record. The transcript has 2 exons. Lineage: Eukaryota; Fungi; Ascomycota; Eurotiomycetes; Chaetothyriales; Herpotrichiellaceae. Gene Ontology annotation, cellular component: lipid droplet; endoplasmic reticulum. Bases 95 to 985 code for a protein of 296 amino acids. Gene Ontology annotation, molecular function: acylglycerone-phosphate reductase (NADP+) activity; triacylglycerol lipase activity. Gene Ontology annotation, biological process: phosphatidic acid biosynthetic process; triglyceride catabolic process.